This is a messenger RNA of Glycine soja, 1552 nucleotides long. RefSeq names its product pyridoxal 5'-phosphate synthase subunit PDX1-like. Gene Ontology annotation, biological process: pyridoxine biosynthetic process; amino acid metabolic process; pyridoxal 5'-phosphate biosynthetic process. Gene Ontology annotation, molecular function: amine-lyase activity. The coding region runs from base 108 to 1043 and encodes 311 amino acids. The record is from RefSeq and is a predicted model, not a curated record. Lineage: Eukaryota; Viridiplantae; Streptophyta; Magnoliopsida; Fabales; Fabaceae. The transcript has a single exon.
CAAUGGGAGAGAUAUGAGUCCUACUUAAGGCUUCUCUCACCGCACAACAACAAUCCCUUCCUUCUCUUCUCACACAACAAACAUAUCUCUUCCUCUUCUGUCCCUCAAUGGAAGGAUCAGGAUCCGGUGUGGUUACAGUCUACGGCAACGGCGCCAUCACCGAGACCAAGAAGUCCCCCUUCUCCGUCAAAGUCGGCCUAGCCCAGAUGCUCCGCGGCGGCGUCAUCAUGGACGUCGUCGACGCCGAGCAGGCCCGCAUCGCGGAGGAGGCCGGUGCCUGCGCGGUGAUGGCCCUGGAGCGUGUCCCCGCCGACAUCCGGGCCCAGGGCGGCGUGGCCCGCAUGAGCGAUCCGCAGCUCAUCAAGGAUAUCAAGCGGGCCGUCACGAUCCCCGUGAUGGCCAAGGCCCGCAUCGGCCACUUCGUCGAAGCCCAGAUCCUCGAAGCCAUCGGCAUCGACUACGUCGACGAGAGCGAGGUCCUCACCCUCGCCGACGACGCCAACCACAUCAACAAACACAACUUCCGCAUCCCCUUCGUCUGUGGCUGCCGCAACCUCGGCGAGGCCCUCCGCCGCAUCCGCGAGGGCGCCGCCAUGAUCCGCACCAAGGGCGAGGCCGGCACCGGCAACAUCAUCGAGGCCGUUCGCCACGUCCGCUCCGUCAUGAGCGACAUUAGGGUUCUCCGCAACAUGGACGACGACGAGGUCUUCACCUUCGCCAAGAACAUCGCUGCGCCUUAUGACCUCGUCAUGCAGACCAAGCAGCUUGGCCGCCUCCCCGUUGUCCACUUCGCCGCCGGCGGAGUCGCCACCCCCGCCGACGCCGCGCUCAUGAUGCAGCUCGGCUGCGACGGCGUCUUCGUCGGCUCCGGCGUUUUCAAGAGCGGCGAUCCCGCGAAGCGCGCCAGGGCGAUUGUUCAGGCCGUGACUCACUACAGCGACCCUGAGAUUUUGGCGGAGGUUAGCUGCGGAUUGGGUGAAGCCAUGGUUGGUAUCAAUUUGACCGAUGACAAGGUUGAGAGGUUCGCCAAUCGCUCUGAAUGAAAUGAAUAAUAAUUCUCAGAUUUGUUUCUCUGUGGCGCUUCAAUUUGGACUAUUAAGGGUUUUAGUUGCUUCUUAUAUAUUAUAAUAAGGUUAUGUUUUUAGUUUUCGGUGUUUUGAACCGUGUUAAUUGGAUUUUAGAAAAACCAAAAAGAAAAAAUAGAUUGGUAGCUAUUUGGGCAUGCCUUGUAAUAUGCCUAUACUUGUUUUUACAUAUUCAGCGUCGUGGUAUUGUGUUGAGUUAGUAGUGCGUUCGUGGUAAACGAGAAUCGAAUCAUUCUUGUUUUUGGAUAUUCAAUCCUAUUUUUGGGUUUAAUUUUUUUUAUUGGAUUCAAAGUCUGUUGCUUUCAGCUUCUCGUUCUAGUUUUUGCAUUAGUUGAACGAGUUCGAUUCGAAAUUGGCAAUUUUUAUGUCCGCUGAAGUGAAAAUUGGAUGCUGAAAAGGAAGGUUACUGUUCUGUGUAUCUGAAUAUCAAUUGUAACUCAAUUCACUUUAUUUGUAAUUUUUGCUCA